Molecule: messenger RNA, 2537 nt
Organism: Ochlerotatus camptorhynchus
Lineage: Eukaryota; Metazoa; Arthropoda; Insecta; Diptera; Culicidae
Gene: okr
Product: DNA repair and recombination protein RAD54-like okr
Exons: 6
Coding region: 87-2453 (788 amino acids)
Biological process (GO): double-strand break repair via synthesis-dependent strand annealing; reciprocal meiotic recombination
Cellular component (GO): nucleus
Molecular function (GO): DNA translocase activity; ATP-dependent chromatin remodeler activity; ATP binding
Source: RefSeq, a predicted model, not a curated record
UGUUCACAGUGCAGCUUUUUAAUAAAGGGAAAGUUUGUUAUUUCGAGUAAUUUUUCCAAUAUUUUACUGCCAAAUCCUUGCUCGAAAUGCGUAAAACUUCGGCACCUAGUCAAAGCAUCGUCCUCACUCCGGUAAAUUCGGCCUUUAAAUCUCCGAUUACAGUAUCGAAUAAACGCUCUCGAGAAUGCCGAGAUCGAUCGAAGGACAAAAUCAAGGACACGGGUCCUCCAUCUCCGAAGCUCACCGCUUCGGAGUACGAAAUGAUGAUCCAAAAAAUCCUGUCCCGUGCGUUCAAGAUCCCGAUAGCAAAUUAUGUUCCGGAGCACACAACCCGUUGCUUGGGCAUGAAGCGUCCCGCAGCCAGACGUGCGCUUCACGAUCCGUACGCUUGCAAUGCACUGGUACUUUUUACGCCGGAGGAACUGACGGCACAUGACAAGCUGAAGACGGAUUCCGGCAAAAUCCAGGUUCAUGUCGUCGUUGAUCCCCUGUUGGGAAACAUACUACGGCCUCAUCAGCGCGAAGGUGUUCGGUUUAUGUACGAGUGCGUUACGGGCAAGUAUGGCGAUUUCCAAGGGUGUAUUAUGGCCGAUGAAAUGGGAUUGGGGAAAACUUUGCAGUGCAUAACGCUGCUUUGGACUUUGUUGCGCCAAAGUCCGGAUUGUAAGCCUACCAUCAACAAAGCGAUCAUCGUAUGUCCCAGCUCUCUGGUCAAGAAUUGGGACAAGGAGUUUGGCAAGUGGCUCGGAUGUCGGGUCAAUUGUUUAGCCAUCGACGGCGGCUCGAAGGAGCAUACUACAAAGGAACUGGAACAGUUUAUGGCCAACCAGAGUAUGCGACAUGGGACACCGGUUCUGAUUAUUAGCUACGAAACGUUCCGGCUGUAUGCGCACAUUCUGAACAACUCCGAUGUAGGAGCCGUACUGUGCGACGAAGGUCAUCGAUUGAAGAAUUGCGAAAAUCUCACCUACCAGGCGUUGAUGGGACUGAAGACCAAACGGAGGGUUCUGCUCUCAGGAACGCCGAUUCAGAAUGAUCUGACGGAGUAUUACAGUUUGUUGCAUUUCGUAAAUCCUGGAAUGCUCGGUAGUACUAAUGAAUUCCGUCGUCAAUUCGAAAACCCGAUUCUUCGCGGCCAAGAUGCAAAUGCAACGGAAUCCGAACGGCAGAAGGCAACGGAACGACUUCAGGAGCUGACUGCUCAGGUCAACCGUUGCAUGAUCCGGCGGACAAGUUCCUUGCUAACCAAGUACCUACCGGUUAAAUUUGAAAUGGUCGUUUGCGUGAAAAUGACCGAAGUCCAAAAUGAACUGUACAAAAGCUUCCUCCAAUCGGACUCGAUCCGCCGGAGUAUGUUGGAGAAGACCCAGGUGAAAGCUAGUCUGACCGCACUCUCGAAUAUAACGUCGUUAAAAAAAUUGUGCAACCAUCCUGAUUUGGUGUACGAGAAGAUCCAGGAACGGGCUGAGGGAUUCGAAAAUGCACACAAGAUUCUUCCGAGCAACUACAACUCAAAAGAGCUGCGACCGGAAUUCGGAGGGAAAUUGAUGGUGUUAGACUGUAUGUUGGCCAGUAUCAAAAUGAACACCAACGACAAGAUUGUGCUGGUGUCGAAUUAUACCCAGACGUUGGAUCUGUUUGAAAAACUCUCCCGAAAACGUGGGUACGCGUACGUUCGACUGGACGGAUCGAUGACUAUCAAGAAACGUGGAAAGGUCGUGGAUGAGUUCAAUAAACCCGAAUCGAAGCAGUUUAUCUUCAUGCUCAGCUCCAAGGCGGGUGGCUGCGGUCUGAAUCUGAUUGGCGCGAAUCGACUGGUGAUGUUCGACCCGGAUUGGAAUCCGGCUAACGACGAACAAGCAAUGGCUCGAGUCUGGCGUGAUGGACAGAAAAAGCCUUGCUUCAUCUAUCGGCUUUUGGCUACGGGAACAAUUGAGGAAAAGAUUUUCCAACGCCAAACGCACAAAAAAGCUCUCUCGAAUACUGUGGUUGAUAACGACGAGGACGGCGAACGACACUUCACCCAAGAUGACCUUAAACAUCUGUUCAAAAUAGACGAAACGACCAUUUCCGAUACCCAUUCAAUUUUCAAGUGCAAACGGUGCGUCAACAACAUCCAGAUCAAGCUGCCACCGGAGGAAAGUGAUUGCACAUCGGACCUUUCCCAUUGGUACCACUGUUCGAACAACAAGGGUAUCCCAGACGACAUCCUGUCCAAGUCGUGGGACAUGACCAAGUGCGUUUCAUUUGUGUUCCAUCACCGAUCGAACAGUGCAGUGGUGGAGCAGCAAAUUGCCGAACAGAAACGGGUGGAAGCGCUUAAGGCAAAGGAUGAAGUGAAGGGAACAGAGGAAGCGGCGAGUGAUGGGGAUGAUGAUGAAGAAAAAGAGAACGAAGAUUCGGGUCUGGACGACGAUGAUGCUAAGGAUGAGGAUUUUGUGCCGCGAAGAUGAAUAAUUUGUUGAAAUAUUAAAAGCAAUUGUGAAUACGUACUUUCUUGAACUGGAAAUAAGAGAAAUCCUUCGUUUACAAGUACA